AUGUCAGACCCGGUGGCGGAGUUUCUGGCUCGUGAACAGGAUGUUCUAGCAGGGAUAGAGGAUGAUUCACUAGGGCCUCUUACUCAAUUGAAUAAUGGUGCUGUGGAUAGUAAUGGUGGGUUCAGUCGUACAUUGAAUGCAUUAUUUGUCGUUCAGAUAUUGCUCACUAAUGGGAGUAAUUUUGGUUUGAAUAGAGUGAUAGGGUUAAACGAAGUUCUUGAUUUGGAUAUGGAUUUGCAUACCUUUGGUGGUACGAUAAAUUCUAAUGGUUUUCAACGGCCAAAUUCAAAUAGCUAUUCACCUGUGAAUAGUUUAUUGAAGGUUGAACCAGAAAAAAUUAAGAAAUGGAGAGAAGAUCAAAAAAUAAUGCUGGACAUGAAAGAUAAGGAUGAAGAGAGAAAAAAGAAUGAGAUGAAAGCUGCUGGUAGGAAGGAAUUGGAAGAUUGGUAUGCGCAAAGAGCAGAAAAGCUAGCUAAGACCAGGAUUGCUAAUCGAAAAGCCGAAGAAGACUUUAUAUUGGAUCGUGAUUCAGCCAAAAAUGGUGGUGAAUGGGAACGUAUCGUCAAACUCUGCGAAUUUAAUCCUAAAAAUUCGAAAAAUUCUAGUGAUUUAUCUCGAUUGAAGUCGCUUCUUCUCCAGCUUAAAACGCAGAAAGAAUGA
Thelazia callipaeda (thelaziosis nematode) is the source of this 660-nucleotide messenger RNA. The record is from the annotation of a GenBank genome assembly. Lineage: Eukaryota; Metazoa; Nematoda; Chromadorea; Rhabditida; Thelaziidae.